AGAUACGUUUCGUGAAUUACUGCGCACGCACAGAGAUACUUCCUUCUCCUCAAGCUCUCAAAGCAUUCGAUUUCUGGUUUUCAAAGCAAUCAGCAGCUCUUGCAGCUUGAUUCUUGGGUCUUUUUCAUUCAAUAGACUGCAAAACCUCCAUAAUUAGGGGGAGAAUAGGAUGGGAGGCGGAGGCGAGGGUAGUGAUGGUGUUGUCAUCGAUGGAAUUGAAGUGAAGAAGGCUGACGGUGGUGACGCUGUUACUGUUAACAUACGAUGUUCUAGCGGCACGAAGUUCUCCGUUCAGGUGAGCCUCGAGUCGUCUGUUGAAUCAUUCAAGUCUGUGCUUGCACAGAACUGUGAUAUCCCUGCGGAACAGCAGCGUUUGAUUUAUAAAGGCCGCAUUCUUAAAGACGAUCAGACUCUUAAGAGCUACGGUUUGGAGGCAGAGCACACUGUUCAUUUGGUUCGUGGUUUUGUACCUGCUGCAUCAAAUAAUUCCGCAGGUACAGCGACUACCAGAGCUCCAAAUAUCACCCCAUCUGUUGCAAGGGGAGUUGGUUCAAUUGAAGAGGGAAUGAUGGGUGGAGCUGGUGCUUCAUUAUUUUCUACACUUGGUUUGAAUGGUUUGGGAGGCAAUGGUGGGAUGUCUGGGGCUGGACUUCCAGAACUUGAACAGAUACAGCAACAGUUAACUCAGAACCCCAACAUGAUGCGAGAUAUCAUGGAUCUGCCUCUUGUUCAGAACCUAAUGAAUAAUCCAGAUGUUAUACGCAACAUGAUGAUGAGUAAUCCUCAAAUGCGUGAUAUUAUUGAUAGGAAUCCAGAGCUUGCCCACAUGCUCAAUGAUCCUGCCAUUCUCCGUCAGACGAUGGAGGCUGCAAGAAAUCCUGAACUCAUGCGUGAAAUGAUGCGCAACACAGACAGAGCAAUGAGUAAUAUUGAAUCUUCUCCUGAAGGAUUUAACAUGCUUAGGCGUAUGUACGAAAAUGUUCAGGAGCCUUUCCUGAAUGCAACUACAAUGGGUGGGGAUACGAGGAAUGAUUUGAGUUCAAAUCCAUUUGCAGCUCUCUUGGGUGCCCAAGGGGGGCGUGAUCAGUUGAAUAGUCCUACGACUGCGGGUGCUGAAACAACUACAGGUUCCCCUGCUCCUAAUGCCAAUCCUCUUCCCAAUCCUUGGGCUGCUGGUGCUGGAGGUAACCAAAGGAAUGCUACUGCAACACGUCCUCCUGGGACUGAUAGGUCCACAUCACCUGUUAGCUUAGGUGGACUUGGAAUUCCAGGUCUAGAAGGAAUAUUAGGUUCCACCCCUGACCCCAGUGCAAUGAGUCAGCUUAUGCAAAAUCCAGCUAUUUCACAGAUGAUGCAGAGUCUCCUUUCAAACCCACAGUAUAUGAAUCAGAUGCUUGGCGCGAACUCACAGAUGCUCAAUCCCCAGUUGAGAGAGAUGAUGCAAAACCCUGACUUCAUUCGUCACAUGACUUCACCUGAGACCAUGCAGCAAAUGAUGGCACUGCAGCAGUCUCUUUUCUCCCAACUUGGUCGGCAACAAAGCACCGGGGAUGUGGGUCAAACGGGUGGAGGAACAGGUGCUCCUGCUAACAUUGGACUAGAUAUGCUGAGAAACAUGUUUAAUGGACUGGGAACAGGAGGCUUCACUACACCCAACAACUCUAACGUGCCUCCAGAAGAACGGUAUGCCACCCAACUUGCACAGCUACAAGAAAUGGGGUUUUUUGAUACCCGUGAGAAUCUUCAAGCACUCACUGCCACUGCUGGUAACGUUCAUGCUGCGGUUGAACGGCUGUUGGGAAAUCCCGGUCAAUAGGAAGUUCCAAGCCAUGUAUAUAUACAAUUGUCGUCUAUCAUCAACGAACAACAUCUGAUGCGGAAAUUGCCUUUUAAAUUUCGUUCGUUGUUUUAGCUGUUAUGAUUACUGGCAACCAUCUUGCAUGCUUUUCUUGAGAUGUAAUGUGUAAUUGUGUUACAAACCUUUUUUAAUGCAUUUCAUUAGUAAAC
This is a messenger RNA of Cynara cardunculus var. scolymus (artichoke), 2007 nucleotides long. RefSeq names its product ubiquitin domain-containing protein DSK2a-like. Gene Ontology annotation, cellular component: cytosol. Gene Ontology annotation, biological process: ubiquitin-dependent protein catabolic process. The record is from RefSeq and is a predicted model, not a curated record. NCBI's taxonomy places the organism in Eukaryota, Viridiplantae, Streptophyta, Magnoliopsida, Asterales, Asteraceae. Bases 170 to 1816 code for a protein of 548 amino acids. Gene Ontology annotation, molecular function: polyubiquitin modification-dependent protein binding. The transcript has 8 exons.